Messenger RNA from Dioscorea cayenensis subsp. rotundata (Guinea yam), 1156 nucleotides. Its product is annotated as dnaJ homolog subfamily C member 24-like. The transcript has 6 exons. NCBI's taxonomy places the organism in Eukaryota, Viridiplantae, Streptophyta, Magnoliopsida, Dioscoreales, Dioscoreaceae. The record is from RefSeq and is a predicted model, not a curated record. The coding region runs from base 234 to 935 and encodes 233 amino acids.
CUCUCUCUCUCUCGGAGGAGGUCGAAGAGAAGAGAACGAGAGAGAGAGAGAGAGAGAGAGAGAGGGAGAGGAGUUCUCUAGGGUUCCACUCUUCUCGCUCUCUCUCUUUGCCUUGAUUGCCUCUAUAAGACGUAGCGUGCUGGAGAUGUAGUUCUCUUUCUCUUUCCCGUGUCGUAGAGGUCUUUCUCUCCGUUUUUAGGGCUUUUUUUAAUAUAGUUUUUGGGUGGGAUUCCAUGGCCGCCGGCGGGGACAAGAGCGGAGACUUUUACGCCGUCCUUGGGUUGACGAAGGACUGCUCUAAUGCGGAUCUUAGGAAUGCUUACAAGAAGCUCGUCCUGAGAUGGCAUCCAGAUCGAUGCUCGUCUUCCGGGAAUUCAAAAUUCGUUGAAGAAGCCAAAGAGAAAUUCCAAGAAAUCCAGGAAGCUUAUUCGGUUCUCUCUGACUCCAACAAGAGAUUCCUGUACGACGUUGGAAUCUACGAAAGCGAUGAUGACGAUAACGGAAUGGGUGAUUUCUUAGGAGAAAUGGCGCAGAUGAUGAGCCAAACCAAGCCCAGUGAAAAUGGGCAGGAGAGCUUUGAAGAGUUACAGAAGCUAUUCGUUGAAAUGUUCCAUGCGGACUUGGAUCUGGGCCUUGGAGCAGGCCCACAGAGGCCCAACAAGCCCAUCAACGAAUCCAAUGUCCAAGAUUGCUCCACAUCCUCAUCUAACGGUGUUAACAAACGGUGCAGCUCUGGCAAAGCCAAACUGGAUGAGUUUAGCUUCACUUCCACUUCCUCUGAGUUCUGCUUUGGGUCAAACAACACAACAGAAUCAUUAAAAGGCAUAAAUGGUGGCGGAGAAGGCAGCAGCAGCAGCAAGCGACGGAGCGGGAGGAAGCAAAAGGUUUCGUCGAGACAUGAUGUAUCAUCAAGAGAUGCCGAAAUCUCAACAUAGAUCACCAUCAUAGGUUGAGAUUUUAAUUGAGGUUCAUGUUAGUGUGUUUUCCUUUUUGUCAAGAUUGGUUCCAGUUUGCUGAUAUAAAUGAUACCAUUAACCACAAAUGGUUUGGUUGAUUUUUUAUCAGCUUUUGGUUCCCAAUUUGAAUGAACCUUAAGUUUAUUCAUGUUGUUCAUCUUUUGAAUUCAAGGAUUUAAUUUUAUUUUGCAAUCUCUCAA